This is a messenger RNA of Fusarium keratoplasticum, 1332 nucleotides long. Its product is annotated as Protein kinase domain-containing protein. The transcript is spliced from 5 exons. Bases 1 to 1332 code for a protein of 443 amino acids. Gene Ontology annotation, biological process: spliceosomal complex assembly; regulation of mRNA processing; protein phosphorylation. The record is from RefSeq and is a predicted model, not a curated record. NCBI's taxonomy places the organism in Eukaryota, Fungi, Ascomycota, Sordariomycetes, Hypocreales, Nectriaceae. Gene Ontology annotation, molecular function: protein kinase activity; ATP binding.
AUGGCAUCGUGUUGCAAAGCAUUCGCGCGAACCCCCUUCCCACUACCAAGAAAAAAUUUGCGUUCAAUCCCAUCUCUCUCUGCUCACCUUCUUGCCGCCAGAGCGCCGUCAUGCACACUCAGAGGCCUCGGCUCGAGCCUGAGCCUGUUUUCAACAGCACGUUCGCGAUCGGAACCACGAACUUUUCCCACCAAAGGAUUUGAUGUGAUCGAUAAAGACCAACUCAUUGAAGAAGAGGGAAUGCUGGAGUAUAAUCCCGAUCAUUUUUACCUAGUGCGCCUGGGCGAGGUUUUCAAUGGUAGGUUUCAGACAGUGGCUAAACUGGGCUAUGGUUCCUCCUCGACUAUCUGGCUUGCCUGCGACCUUGAAGAUAAUCAGUACAUAGCUCUCAAAGUCUACAUCCAUAACUCUGUCGAACAUCGGGAGCUGCCAUUCUACGAGCACCUGAACAAACUCCUACCCAGCAAACACGUGGGGGCCGAAAACGUCAGGAAGCUUUUGGACUCCUUUCAAGUCUCUGGUCCUCAUGGAAAUCACAUCGCCCUCGCUCUCCAGGUCUCUCAAAUGAGUCUGCGUGAUAUGGACACUGUCUUCAUGAAGGGUCGUGGCUUCGAAGAGGACUUCGUCAAAAGUGCCAUUAAGGAGCUCCUCCAGGCCGUUGAUUUCCUUCAUACAGAGGCCCAGGCUAUUCAUACUGACAUCCACCCUGGCAACCUCCUCCUUGGUCUAGAGGACAACUCGCUCUUCAAGAAGCUCGAAGACAACGAAUUCUCAAAUCCCGUUCCUCGCAAAGAACUACCAGACCGGAACAUUUACUUUUCCCGCCUGAUGAAACCCAAGGUUGGGCCGCUUCUCCUCUCUGACUUUGGAGAAGUCAGGCUCGGAGCAGGCCCUCACGCUGGCGAUAUCAUGCCUAUCAUUUACAGGGCCCCGAAGACUCUUCUAUAUAUCCAAUGGAGUUACCCCGUCGAUAUCUGGAGUGUCGGACUCACAGCAUGGGACCUCCUUGAGGGACGGACUCUCUUCAGCGCGCGCAAAGAAGACAGUAGCUUUUCAGAUGGCGUUCACCUCUCCGAACUCAUCGCUGCUUUAGGUCCUCCACCUACCAAGCUUCUCAACCGGAAUCGUAAGAGAGCGCUCGAGUAUUGGAAUGAAAACUAUAAAUGGGAUGAAUUCGUUCCCAUUCCAAAGGAGAAAACCUUGGAGGCGGUUGAAACGAAAUUGAAAGACAAAACCAAGUUCCUUCCGUUUAUAAGAAGGGCUCUUGCUUGGGAUCCCAAUGAUCGCCCGACAGCAAAGGAACUACUACAAGAUCCGUGGCUAACAAGCUAG